Molecule: messenger RNA, 1144 nt
Organism: Punica granatum (pomegranate)
Lineage: Eukaryota; Viridiplantae; Streptophyta; Magnoliopsida; Myrtales; Lythraceae
Source: RefSeq, a predicted model, not a curated record
CCUUAGGAGAUGGUUUCUCUGGCCUUUGCUUUGUCAGCAGAGUAGUCAUGGAUCACAACGUGUACGGUCCGGAUAUGGUUGACAUGACAAUCCAACGGCCACAAUCGCCUGAAGGCUUCUAGCAUUUUCAUAGGAGGCCGAGAUCAACGGUCUCGUCCUCCUCCUCCUCCCAUUCUCGGACCGACUUUCCUCAAUCAGAGCUCAUCGCCUCACACGAACACCCGCCAGAUCUCUCCCUCAAUCCCCCACGUUCGAUUUCCAUAUCUUCUUCUUCUUCUUCUUCGUCGUUAAUCUCGAAUCGGAGAUGUCUGGAGCAAAGCCUGCGAUGAGGAAACCCGUGUUCACCAAGGUCGAUCAGCUGCGACCCGGGACCACUGGGCACACUCUGACCGUAAAGGUCGUGAGCUCGGAGAUGGUGCUGCAGAAAGGCCGCCCGGACGGGCCACAGGUGCGCCCGAUGAGGAUUGCUGAGUGUUUGAUCGGGGAUGAGACUGGAGUUAUCGUGUUCACCGCCCGAAAUGAGCAAGUUGACAUGAUGAAGCCCGGGACAAUCGUGAUCCUACGGAAUGCAAAAAUCGACAUGUUCAAGGGCUCGAUGAGACUCGCAGUGGACAAGUGGGGUCGCAUUGAAGCAACUGAUCAACCUGCUGAGUUUACCGUCAAGGAGGAUAACAAUCUAUCGCUUGUGGAGUACGAGCUCGUCAAUGUCGUUGAAGAGUGAAACCUUCUCUGGACGACCACAAUCACACCCUCUCACAUUCAGGAAAGAACAGGUUUGGAUAUCGGCAAUGUUAGAUUAAGUACACAGGUUUCUGCAAGUUUUCCUUGGCUACUACUCUCGUGUAGAUGACAUAACUGAAUAUUACUCAACUGCUUAUGCAACUUCAAGAAAGCUCUUUAUCGUCGUGGCUUGUGGCUAGUACGAAGUCCGCUAGAAGAACCGACUUUGGAGCAUCAGAAAGCUAUAAAAUGCAGCAAUAAUGGGGGUAUUCUUGCUUCUUCUUUAUUAGUAACAGUGCAGUGAAUAAGAUUAUGGCAAAUUGCACUUGAAACCAUUGUAAGAGAUUACAUGCUUCCUGUAAUGGAAUGAUAUGACAUGAGGGAUCACUUCACUGUUGCUCAUUAAAUCACUUGUUACCAUUUA